AGAGUUUUUUCUCGUCACUACACAUUUCAAAUUUCAAGGUCAAGAGAUGAUCAAUUUAAGUGUUCUCCACCAUCGGAAUACGCUCUUCUCGAGGAUUUUCGAGGUGCAUCUUGCAGUCCUUAAAAAUUACAACGAGUUCUCCACCAUCGGAAUACGCUCUUCUCGAGGAUUUUCGAGGUGAUUCUUCCAGUCCUUCAAGAUUACAACGUCAUAUAAAAUUUUCCUUGGAUAAAUUGAUCAUUUGCGGCAAUUAUGCUUAAGCAAUAGAGUGAUAGAGUUGGUGAGAGAGCACGCAAGUGUGCCACGAUAGAAGUAUCGAAAGAAAAAAAAAAGGAAAACUCCCCUCCCCCUCCAACGCAAAAGGAUAGUUCUAAAAUAAAGGAAGUAAUUGGGAGGCAACUAUGUAAUUUUGUUUCACCUUCUCUUCCCUACCCUAAAAUUGAAGGAAAAGUGUAGGUGAUAAAACACAGUCGGCCUCAUGAUACCCUCCGAUUUUCGAUAGAGAGGGAGACGGAGAUGGAGGCCCAACUCCAGCCCCCUGACGAUUUCAAAUGCCCAAUUUCGCUGGAGAUAAUGUCGGACCCCGUCAUCCUGCCGUCCGGCCACACCUUUGACCGCGCCUCCAUCCAGCGGUGGCUCGACUCCGGCCACCGCACCUGCCCCAUCACCCAACUCCCCCUCCCGCCUCACCCCACUCUCAUCCCUAACCUCUCUCUCCGCUCCCUCAUCUGCCUGUGGUCCAAAUCCCACAACCACCCCCUCCCCCAACCCCUGCCAUACUCCUCCACCACCACCCCCUCCAUACAUAGCCUCAUCCUCUCCCUCUCCUCCCCCUCCUCCACCCUCCCCCACAAACUCCACUCCCUCCACCACCUCAACCACCUAUCUCGCCACUCGCGGCACCUCUUGACGGAUUCUGGUGCCAUCCCAGCUCUCCUUGCCUGUGCAAACGACCCCCGAUUGCAGUACCCUUCCCUCCUGGUUCUCUUCAAUCUCAGUGACACUGAUCACAAUAAAGUCGGGCUGGUCGCCGAGGGUGUGGUCCCUACGCUUGUUAGUGCCCUAUCUACAGGUUCCCCUGCUGCACGAGCCCUCGCCGCGACCACUACGACCAGUUUGGCCCUUGUCGACGUCAACAAGGCGACAAUCGGGUCCUACCCUGGGGUCAUCCCAGCGCUCAUAAGGCUUCUUUCUGAUGUUGACCAUCCGCGGGGCAGGCGCGAGGCCGCGACGGCACUGUAUACUCUGUGCGCAUUUCCCGACAAUCAGCGGCGCGCAGCUGAGGCCGGUGCUGCUCAGCCGCUUCUGGGAAUGGGAUUGCACUCUGCGGAGCGGCCUGCUGAGGUUUUAAGUCUGAUGGCGAAGUGUAAGGAGGGAAGAGAAGCGAUCGAGAAGUGUGAGGGUUGUGUUGGAGUUCUGGUUAGGGUUUUGAGGGAGGGGAGUUCUCGGAGCAAGCAGCAUGCCCUGGCGACCUUGGCGAGUCUUUGCGAGCACAACGCGUGUUUGGCUUGGGAUGCAAGAAGGGAAGGGGCUCUCUGUUGUGGGGCUCAGAUGGUGAAGGAUGAGAAUGUGAAGAUUCGGAGGAAUGCGAUGAGACUGGUUAGGGCUUUGGAGAAGGGUUCCGAUUCGAAUUCAACGCGAUGAAUGACUGAAUUUGGGGUUUCUUCUGGGUUGCCAUUUUUUCUUUGUUCUGUGGAUUGAUGGCGGGAAGUGGGCUGUAAUGUUUGCAUCUUUCUUCCUCUGCUUUGUUUUCUUCAUGAAUUGGUCUUGUAUAGUAUGUUUUACUGGAAAGAAUGGGAAUUUGUGCUGGUCAUUAAUUCUUGUUCA
This is a messenger RNA of Amborella trichopoda, 1827 nucleotides long. RefSeq names its product plant U-box 8 (gene PUB8). Gene Ontology annotation, molecular function: protein binding; ubiquitin-protein transferase activity. Gene Ontology annotation, biological process: protein ubiquitination. NCBI's taxonomy places the organism in Eukaryota, Viridiplantae, Streptophyta, Magnoliopsida, Amborellales, Amborellaceae. The record is from RefSeq and is a predicted model, not a curated record.